This is a messenger RNA of Microdochium trichocladiopsis, 567 nucleotides long. RefSeq lists its product as uncharacterized. The record is from RefSeq and is a predicted model, not a curated record. Lineage: Eukaryota; Fungi; Ascomycota; Sordariomycetes; Xylariales; Microdochiaceae. The transcript has a single exon. The coding region runs from base 1 to 567 and encodes 188 amino acids.
AUGUGUGUUUUACCCGAUCGUGUUCACGUUUCCUUGCAAUAUUGGGCUGACCUUGAGGUACAGGACGCUUCUGCCGGCUUCCACUCAGCUCUCCCACGCACCCAAGAUUCGCCUGUCGAUCACUCCCCUCCAGCGGCAGCAAAGUCGUCUGGCUCGACUUUCCCUGCCCACCACGGUGGCGGCGGUCUGCCACAGAUGGACUCGCAGAUUCUGUCGGGACAGCCAUCCGGCCAGCAGCACCCACAGCCUCAGCAGGCACAUCUGUCACAGCAGGCUCGCGAUUUUCCUGUUCUGGUCACUACUGGGGCUGAACAUCAACAGGCUCCUUCGUGCUACACUCUCGCCACAUUUGACAUUCUGGAAGCAGAACAGCCGUCUUCCCAGGCCCACAAGGUUCCCGCUCUCGAGGCCGGACAUCUGCCGACCCAUCAGCCCCAUUCUGACCAGCAUUUCUGCGAGUGGUUUGCCCAGCGACACCGCGAGCGCCUCCAACGGCGUGAGCCGGUGCACGAGAUCAACCAGCUCGCCCGGCUUCAGAAUCUGUUCUCGGUGGAAGCCGACGAAUAG